UUUGAAUCGUACUGCUAAAGGAACGGAGUAAAAUGUAAAAUGUAAAAUUUAACGUUUCUAUCGGGCGUAAUAAUUUUAUAAUAAUAGCAUGACAAGAGGCAUGCUUUUAGUCUCUUUAAAAUUACCUUUUAAAUAAUGUUUAUCUGUCGUAAUGUAAGAAAUGCGUUCGUAACAAUGUUAACAAAAAACUAUCAUUUAAGAAUCAAUAUACCGACGUUACUUGUUACACUUUCUUUUCUUUUCUUAUGCGUACAUUAUUUAUCAUCCGCAAAGUGUUCGUCCAGCGAUCAAAUGAUCCAAGAUAAAUCCAAAUUCAGGCUAAUAAUAUUAAUUCUAACGAGUCCAGAAAAUUUGGAGCAAAGGGAUACUGUUAGGAAAACGUGGCUUUCCGAAAAACAUGCAUCGGUAAAGCAUCUUUUUGCAGUGGGAACAUUGAAUGUUCUACCCGAACAAAGAGAUACGUUACUGUCCGAGAAACAAAAAUUUAAUGAUUUACUUUUGUUACCGAAGUUGCAAGAUUCUUAUAGAACUUUGACGAAGAAACUUCUGUACUCUCUUAAAGAGAUUUAUGAGUAUUACGAUUUUGAUUAUUUACUUAAAUGCGACGACGACACAUUCGUUCUUGUACAUAAAAUAUUAAGAGAAUUAGACAAAUGGCAAAAUAAAAGUACAAAGAGAGAAUUGUAUUGGGGUUUCUUCAAUGGAAAAGCACAAGUGAAAAGGAGCGGACCAUGGAAAGAAAUGGAUUGGAUCUUAUGCGAUUACUAUUUGCCAUAUGCGUUAGGCGGUGGAUAUAUUUUGUCAUAUAAUCUUAUCCAGUUCAUUAUUAGUAAUAUGGAAAUUCUUAAACUGCACAAUUCAGAAGAUGUCUCUGUUGGAUUAUGGCUUGCACCAUUAGCAAAUAUAGAAAGAAAGCAUGACGUACGCUUUGAUACAGAAUAUAGAUCACGUGGUUGUUCUAAUCAAUACAUAGUUAUGCAUAAGCAAACCAUACGAAAUAUGAGAAAUAUGUAUGAAUAUUAUCAAACUUCUGGAGCACUUUGUCCUAAAGAAAUUAGAAAUCGUAUGAGUUACAGAUAUAAUUGGACUGUACCACCUAGUCAGUGUUGCACUAGACAAACAGGAAUUCCUUAAUAUAAUAAGCAUUCCUAUUAUUCUAUAUUCUAUUCUAGUCCCUUAAAAUUAUCUUUUCAAACUUUGCUUUGCUAAUGAUGUAUUAUACAUAUAUAUAUAUAGAUAAAUCAACUCAGUUUGUGAUAUUACUGUUAUAUGUAAUUUGAUACCUAAUUAAAGUUUGAGAAAUACAUUAUUAGUAUUUCUUAAUAUGAUUCAGCUACUUUUAUAGCGAGAUUAUAUCUGUACAUAGAUGUUGUAAAUAUUUUGUAAUGGAGGACUAAUAAUGGAAAAUUACUAUUUAUGUAAGUCAAAUAUAUUUUUCUUGAUUAUGCAUAA
This is a messenger RNA of Vespa crabro (European hornet), 1452 nucleotides long. RefSeq names its product beta-1,3-galactosyltransferase 6 (gene beta3GalTII). Gene Ontology annotation, biological process: glycosaminoglycan biosynthetic process. Gene Ontology annotation, molecular function: UDP-galactosyltransferase activity. Lineage: Eukaryota; Metazoa; Arthropoda; Insecta; Hymenoptera; Vespidae. The record is from RefSeq and is a predicted model, not a curated record. The transcript has 2 exons. Gene Ontology annotation, cellular component: membrane. The coding region runs from base 136 to 1134 and encodes 332 amino acids.